This is a messenger RNA of Meloidogyne enterolobii, 278 nucleotides long. Lineage: Eukaryota; Metazoa; Nematoda; Chromadorea; Rhabditida; Meloidogynidae. The record is from the annotation of a GenBank genome assembly.
GGAUGUUAAAGAAAUUUGGUAAAAUUUUCGUAAAUUCAGGAUUCGCCCAAGUGCCAAAUUUAAGCCUCGCGCCAAAAAUGUCCCGGCGCCUAAAUAACCCCUUCGCCCCUCGCGCGCGCGCCAAAAAUGUUCCUGCGCCUAAACGUCCUCAUUCCCUCUUCCCUUGUGGUCUGCCCAAAAAAGACUGCGAAUAUAUGGGGCAAUCGACGAGACAUAAAAUAAUAUUCCCUUUGGUCCACAUGAAAUUCUUUCUUGUUUAUUCAUCUUUCGUUACUUAA